AUGGCUCAUUAUGGACGCGUGUACAAGGAUGCUAAUGAGAAAGAACAACGUUCAAAGAUUUUUCAAGAGAAUGUUCGUUACAUAGAGUCAUCCAACAGUGUCAUGAACAAAGCUUACAAACUAGCAGUUAAUGAGUUUGCAGACCUCACAAACGAAGAGUUCACGAGCACAAGGAACCGAUUCAAGGCACAUGAAUGUUCCCCAUCGACCUCUGCUUUCAGAUAUGAAAAUGUGACAACGGUUCCAUCAUCAAUGGACUUGAGAAAGAAAGGCGCAGUAACACCUGUUAAAGACCAAGGCCAAUGUGGGUGUUGCUGGGCGUUUUCAGCUGUGGCGGCUAUGGAAGGAAUAACCCAACUGAAAACAGGUCUUACUACAGAGAGCAACUACCCGUACAAAGGAGUCGAUGGCACCUGCAACAGCAAUGAGGAAUCUAACCAUGCUGCAUCCAUUACGGGUCAUGAAGAUGUUCCUGCUAAUAGUGAAAGUGCACUAUUGAAAGCUGUAGCUAGUCAGCCUAUUUCUGUGGCCAUUGAUGCUAGUGGGUCUGACUUCCAAUUCUACUCUAGCGGGGUGUUUACAGGAGAAUGUGGUACUGAACUAGACCAUGGUGUUACUGCGGUUGGUUAUGGAGCGAGUGCUGACGGAACUAAAUAUUGGCUGGUGAAGAACUCUUGGGGAACAAGUUGGGGUCAAGAGGGGUACAUAAUGAUGCAAAGAGAUGUUGAUGCGCAAGAAGGCCUUUGUGGCAUUGCCAUGAUGGCUUCCUACCCGACUGCAUAA
Messenger RNA from Lactuca saligna, 783 nucleotides. NCBI's taxonomy places the organism in Eukaryota, Viridiplantae, Streptophyta, Magnoliopsida, Asterales, Asteraceae. The record is from the annotation of a GenBank genome assembly.